UGUAACAUGGGGCAUAAUUUCGGAGCGAAACCUCUUGCAAAUUAUGUCGCGGGAUUGAGAGGCGAUCGUGUCGGGGACGUCAGGCGGAGUUCGCACUUGUACAUGACAUAAUUCGCGAUAUUAUCGUUGUCGGUGAAGUGCUUGGCAAACAUCGGGAUUAAACGGGAGCAUGUGGGUAUUUGGUUAUGGCUCUCUGAUAUGGAAAGCAGAUUUUCCGUACGAGAAGAAGCUCGUCGGCCACAUCAAGGGGUACGUCAGGCGCUUUUACCAAAAAAGUACUGACCACAGAGGGGUGCCCACUAAGCCUGGACGCGUAGUAACGCUGCUUGCCUCUACAAAUCCCAACGACGAGGUAUGGGGAGUCGCGUACAAGAUAUCCUCGGAAAACAUAGAUAACGUAGUCAAUCAUUUGGAUUUUCGGGAGAAGGGAGGGUACAAGAAGAAAACGGUACUCUUCUAUCCCCGCGACCUGACCAAGUUCGUGCAGAGCGGCUCGAACGCCAAUGUCGCUCUGAAUGAUCUCUCGAGGACGAGCCUCUCGACGGCGUCUUUGUCGAACACCUCGGACGAGGCGCCAUUCUACCUCACUAUCUACAUAGGCGAAGAAGAUAAUCCAAAUUACGCCGGCAUAGAAAAUCUGGACACUAUCGCGAGCCACAUACUCGUUUCGCGUGGUAUGAGCGGCUCCAACACGGAAUAUCUCUACAAGCUGGCAUCCGCAAUGCGUACGAUAGCCCCCGGCGUGCAGGACGAACAUCUGUUUGCACUGGAGAGAGCCGUCAAACAAUUAGAGGAGGAAAGGGAGGAGGUAUUGGAAUUGGAUCAAUUUUCCUGAAACGCGAUAGAUGUAAUAGGAAAACGUAGCCAAUUGCAUCAUCGAUCGAUACUGACUGCAGUUACUUAAUUUUUUGCCCCUAGUUGGACUGCAGUCAAGAGUGUGUAAAAGAGCCGUGAAAGCUUUUAUCGUUGCGGGGGCGACUCUGAUUACACAGAUCGCGAUUGGUGCAAUUGGUGCAAGAAAUAAAAAAACGAAAUAUCCUUGCACAAAGUAAUGAUAAAAAACAUUUGUAAUAUUUCCAUACAAUUACAAGCAAGUGAUCAACGACGAAAAAUAAAUCUUAUUUAUCAAUAAAAUAAAUCAUAUUUUUGCAUAA
This is a messenger RNA of Ooceraea biroi (clonal raider ant), 1154 nucleotides long. Its product is annotated as putative glutathione-specific gamma-glutamylcyclotransferase 2. The record is from RefSeq and is a predicted model, not a curated record. Gene Ontology annotation, biological process: glutathione catabolic process. Gene Ontology annotation, cellular component: cytoplasm. Lineage: Eukaryota; Metazoa; Arthropoda; Insecta; Hymenoptera; Formicidae. Gene Ontology annotation, molecular function: glutathione specific gamma-glutamylcyclotransferase activity.